Molecule: messenger RNA, 1542 nt
Organism: Protopterus annectens (West African lungfish)
Lineage: Eukaryota; Metazoa; Chordata; Ceratodontiformes; Protopteridae
Gene: SLC35B4
Product: solute carrier family 35 member B4
Exons: 10
Coding region: 278-1270 (330 amino acids)
Biological process (GO): transmembrane transport
Cellular component (GO): Golgi membrane; endoplasmic reticulum membrane
Molecular function (GO): UDP-N-acetylglucosamine transmembrane transporter activity; UDP-xylose transmembrane transporter activity
Source: RefSeq, a predicted model, not a curated record
GGUGUACUCUGGGUUUGUAGUUGUUUUAACUUACUCGCUUGUCUGUUCUUAAGAGGAUUUGAUAUAAACGAACUACAAUUUACAAUUCCGUCAUCUGUCUAAUUUUUUUUAGCCGAAUUAUGUCGUAGCCCAGCAGUCGGCGAGUUCUUUUUUUAGGUGGCCGUUCAUUCAUUUUGUUGCCGGUGCCUAAUGUUCGCAGUUUCUUAGUCAUACAUACAGACUUCCUGUGAGCUGGGACUACGUUGCGGUAUUAGUAGUUGUGGUAGGGAGGGUUAAAAUGGGGGCACCGGUAGCCAUUGGUUUGGUUUUUCUGGGUUGCUGUAGCAAUGUAGUGUUUUUGGAGCAGAUGGUCAGAGAUUUUCCUGGAUGUGGGAAUAUAGUAACAUUUGCACAGUUUUUAUUCAUUGCAAUAGAAGGCUUUAUCUUUGAAGCAGAUUUUGGAAGGAAACGACCGACCAUCCCUUUCAGAAAUUAUGUAAUCAUGGUAACAAUGUUUUUCACAGUCAGCGUGAUAAACAACUAUGCCCUAAACUUCAAUAUUGCUUUGCCUUUGCAUAUGAUAUUUAGAUCAGGGUCACUAAUCGCUAACAUGAUUUUAGGCAUCAUCAUAUUGAAGAAGAGAUAUUCUGGAAGCAAGUAUAUCUCUAUUGGCUUUGUGUCGGUAGGAAUUUUCAUUUGCACCUACAUGUCUGCAAAACAGCUGAAUUCUAAUUCAGAUUCAAAUGAUGAGGAUGGAGUCCUUGCUUUUAUCUGGUGGUUGAUAGGUAUAGCUAUGCUUACCUUUGCACUUCUGAUGUCAGCCUUAAUGGGAAUUUUCCAGGAAACCCUCUAUAAGAAAUAUGGGAAACAUGCGAAAGAAGCCCUGUUCUAUAAUCACUGCCUUCCUCUUCCUGGAUUCCUGCUUUUGGCGUCUGAUAUUUGUAAUCAUGCAGUUUUGUUUACACAGUCGGAUCCAUUUGAAAUCCCAGUGUUAGGUACACUUCCUAUCAUGUGGUCGCACCUCAUAAUGAAUGUUAUCACUCAAUAUGUGUGCAUUCGAGCUGUGUUUAUUCUCACAACGGAAUGUGCCUCACUCACUGUCACGCUGGUUGUGACUCUACGCAAGUUUGUCAGCCUCAUCUUUUCUAUUAUUUAUUUCCAAAAUCCUUUCACUGCCUGGCACUGGUUUGGGACAUUUGUAGUCUUUGUUGGAACACUUUUGUAUGCAGAUGUGUGGAACAGCAUCCGGUCUGUAUGUUGUAGUCAUAAACAGGAAAAGAAAAAGGAAUAAACACAUCUAGAAUAAGAAAGAAGUUUACGUACUUGAGUUUUUUAAGUAUUUAAAUCUAGGCAGAGAUAAUCCAGUACAUAAUGGUCACGUUUGCCGCAUCAGUGUAAUAGUGUGUGUGAGCUGACAGCCAUACACUUUGGUGCUAGAGUUCUCAAAAUGAAACAGUCAUAUAUUUAUAAUUGUUACAUUUUAAUUUUUUUAUAUAAUGCAGUAUACUUUUAUAACUGUAUUUUAAUGUUAAAAAUCUUAUAUUAAAGAAAAACUAAAUAGUG